Messenger RNA from Glycine soja, 1030 nucleotides. RefSeq lists its product as uncharacterized. The record is from RefSeq and is a predicted model, not a curated record. Bases 120 to 728 code for a protein of 202 amino acids. Lineage: Eukaryota; Viridiplantae; Streptophyta; Magnoliopsida; Fabales; Fabaceae. Gene Ontology annotation, cellular component: membrane. Gene Ontology annotation, molecular function: starch binding. The transcript is spliced from 4 exons.
ACCAGAUAGAUUCAAGAUUCUCAACUACUAAAGCGAUCGAAGAAAGGAACUAAAAACCAAACCAGUGUCUCACUCUCACCCCAGAAACUCAUUGUUGUGUGGCACAACAAACUUCACCAAUGAUGAAAGCCCUCACAAGCUCUUGUUCUAAGGCCAUGGUCGAGACUCUAGGACCCUUCUCUCCCAGAGUUCCCCUUUGUGUUUCUGAUAGACCCGAAUUCUGCUUCACCCUUCGUUCCAAAAGUGAGAAAAAGGGAUGGAAUUUAUUGCUCCUGAAACUGGUUCGAAACAAUGAUCUUUACCCUGUUCAUGCAGUGCCACCAAAGGACCAGGUGGACUUGGAAACUGUGGAGCCUCAGGCUCAACAGAGUGAACAAACAAAUGAAUCAAAGUUUGUUCGUGUAUCGUUCCAGUUACAAAAGACUUGUAAUUUUGGUGAACAGUUUCUUAUAGUUGGAGGUGGUCCUGUGCUUGGUUCAUGGGACCCUUUAGAGGCAUUACCCAUGACAUGGUCUGAAGGACAUGUAUGGGCUGUGGAGCUGGAUAUGCCUGCUGGACAAACAUUCCAGUAUAAGUUCAUACUGAAAGGAGAAGGGGGGGAUAUUAUUUGGCAGCCAGGGUUGGAUCGAUUGAUCCACACUUGGGAAACUAAGAAUAGAAUAGUUGUUCUCGAAGAUUGGGAGAAUGUAGAACUUCAGAAAAUAACAGAGGAAGAUCAACUUGCCUAGCCAAAUGAGGAACCCCAGGUUUGACUUUGAAGUGCCAACUUUAGCUGAAUUUCUUAAUAAUCCUCAAGAAGAACUGGAUUCCAAAGCAUCGGAAAUAUCGUCUGUAUAGUACUUUAGCUGAAUUUCAGUUUUGGCCACUUCUGUUAAUCUGUAUAGUACUAGGAGUUUCAUGGGCAAUAGAUAGCGCUUUUGCUGUAUGUCAUACCAUAGUGAUAGUGAUUUUUAAAAAGGCAUCUUAGAAGAUUUAUUCAUAACAUCUCUCAGAAGAAUAGAAUUUUUCUGAGAAAAUUAGUGUUACUUCA